Letharia columbiana is the source of this 390-nucleotide messenger RNA. RefSeq lists its product as uncharacterized. The transcript has a single exon. NCBI's taxonomy places the organism in Eukaryota, Fungi, Ascomycota, Lecanoromycetes, Lecanorales, Parmeliaceae. Bases 1 to 390 code for a protein of 129 amino acids. The record is from RefSeq and is a predicted model, not a curated record.
AUGACCGCCUCAACCAAACGCACCCCCUCAUCGGGCCUCCUUCCCACAGCUCGAAUCGACCUCGGCCCACCGGCCGACAAAGCUCACCCCAACUCCUACGGCAUGGAGGACGGCGGUAGCUACUCCUCCCCUAAAGCCGAUCAUCAUACUGCCUAUUUUGACAACUGGAACAAGGAGCGACAAGUUGCCAUUGCACGCGGCGAAGACCCAAAUGCCAAAUUCCACGCCCUGCAAGCAGCCAGGGAGGAGAAGAUGAUAUCUGGGAAGCUGAGGAAGUGGUUGAAGGGGUUGAGAGGGGAUAAGGGGCACGCGGAGGGAUUGACAAAGGAGGAGGAGAGGGAGGCGAUGGCGAAGGAUAAGAAAAAGAGGGAGGAAGAUGUUGUGAAUUAA